Molecule: messenger RNA, 561 nt
Organism: Aspergillus pseudotamarii
Lineage: Eukaryota; Fungi; Ascomycota; Eurotiomycetes; Eurotiales; Aspergillaceae
Exons: 1
Coding region: 77-397 (106 amino acids)
Source: RefSeq, a predicted model, not a curated record
AAAAAAAAAAGAAAAAGAAAAAGAAAACGACAGAGAGAGAGAGAGAAAAGAUGAUGAGGCACGACUCCACUCUUGAAUGGAGCCGCUGCAACUAAUCCAUCAAUCGAUCUCCUGCUUAUCAACCGAUGACGAUGGCGGAGUUACGCCUAUGAUGACAUUCUCCUCUUUUCUCCUCAGCACUACUCCGAGUCCUUUCUUCUUUUUCCCUCGUCGUUGCCAUACAUCCGAUGCUUCUGUUUUUUUUUUAUUUCCUUUUUUCUUCGGGAUAGUAUUCUAUGACCACGCACGAUUCUGGACGGUUCCUAAGAACCUAUCCGGAGCAGCCGAACUACUUCUAUACUAUUCAAUAUAUAUCCCGUCCCUCCCCAUCCACCCGAUUAUUCCUGCUCAGCUCUAAGCCACAGCGCCACUCGCAUUGACUCCUUGAACGAUGCUUCUUCGAUCCAGUAUUGUAUUGCUGGUCUUGGGCACAGAUUCAUAGUUACUAUUUGGAUUACUUUAUUUAAUACCCGUCCAUUUCUGAUUUUCCUUUUCUCCACUUCCCUUUUUUUUUUUUUUUUU